AUGCUUGCUCAACAACACGAACAUAAAGCAUUCCUUGGAUGGAUGAGAGAAACAGGAAACAUGUUUACAGGCGAUGAAUAUCAUUCACGUUUUGGAAUAUGGCUUUCAAAUAAGCGUUUCGUUCAAAAUCACAAUCGUGCAAAUCUCGGAUUCACACUUGCACUUAACAAGCUUGCUCAUUUAUCACCAGCUGAAUACAAAGCCAUGCUCGGCUUCCGUAAUAAUGGAACUCAUAACAUCGCCACCAAAUCCAACACAAUUGCAAAUGAUGGCAUCGACUGGCGUACAAAAGGAGUCGUCAAUCCAAUCCAGGACCAAGCUCAAUGCGGAUCAUGCUGGGCAUUUUCUGCAAUCCAAGUUCAAGAAUCCCAAUAUGCAAUCACAUAUGGCCAACUCCAAAAGCUUUCAGAGCAGAACCUUGUUGAUUGCGUUACAUCAUGCGAUGGAUGUGGCGGUGGUUUGAUGUCAGCCGCUUACGAUUACGCUAUCCAAUACCAAGGUGGAAAGUUCAUGUUGGAGAAGGAUUAUCCAUACACAGCACUUGAUGGAACAUGCAAAUUCAACAAAGCCAAGGCUACUUCGAAGAUUGUUUCUUACAUUAAUGUUGUUGAAGGUGAUGAAAAGGAUCUUGCUGCCAAGGUUUCUGCUUACGGUCCAUCUUCUGUUGCAAUUGAUGCAUCGCAAAUUUCAUUCCAAUUCUACUCACAGGGUAUUUACGACGAACCAUACUGCUCAUCCUACUCUCUCGAUCACGGUGUUGGCUGUGUUGGCUAUGGCACAGAAGGCACAAAGAAUUACUGGAUUGUCCGUAACUCAUGGGGUCUUGGAUGGGGUGAUCAGGGAUAUAUCCGCAUGAUCAAGGACAAGAACAAUCAGUGCGGCAUUGCCACAAUGGCUUGCAUCCCCACAGCUAAGUAA
Trichomonas vaginalis G3 is the source of this 918-nucleotide messenger RNA. Its product is annotated as cysteine-type peptidase protein. Gene Ontology annotation, molecular function: cysteine-type endopeptidase activity. Gene Ontology annotation, cellular component: lysosome. The transcript has a single exon. Bases 1 to 918 code for a protein of 305 amino acids. The record is from RefSeq and is a predicted model, not a curated record. Lineage: Eukaryota; Parabasalia; Trichomonadida; Trichomonadidae.